AUGGUGGAUAAGAUGACGCGCCGGAACACAGAAAGAGGCCGUCCACAAAGGCGGACAUCAGAGCGACCACUCGCGCCAGAGCUGCCAUCUCCAUACAGCAACGACAAUGCCACCCCCAAUUUCUUCGAUGGCAACACGGCACCACGCCAAGAACCCCGUUCCCGACUCGAACUUCUCGAGGAGGCAUUGCAAGAUCGGGUACAGCCCCAAGACAGUAUCGGCGAGCUGGAGGAAGUGGCGGACGAAAUAUUCGAAGACGCAGAUGACUGCUCCAUCUCAUCCUCACGGCCAGCUUCCCCCACAGAGCAAGACUGGGAAGAAGUAGAAAGUGACAUACCCUCUUCACAACACCACGGGGAAUCCUACCUCUUCCCUGGAACCUGGCCAGCCGCACUAUCAGAAACAACACAAGCCUUGCGAGAAAUCAACGCGGCAACAUCUUCCUACUUCACCGCGCUCUCCCAAUCUGGUAUCGGCCGCGCCACAUCAAGUAUCAGCACCGCAGCCCUCUUCAGCACCAACAGCGCCGCCCUUGCACUGACAACCUGGGGUCUGGCCAAAACUGGAUUCGGCACUCAUGAACUGCCGCGUCCACUGCAGAAAUGGGUCAUGGCCAAGGAGGAGAGGGAGAAGCGGCGAGUGCAGAAGGAGGCGAGGAAGCGGAGGAUAGAGAUGGGUAGUGGGGUGUUUGAGGAUGGCGGGGGGAGCUUUGUGUUGGGUACGAGGGAGGGGGGUGCGGAUCUGUGGGAGGUGCAGGGGUUAAGGGAGAGUGAGGAGGUGGUUGAUGAGAGUGAGGGCGAGGAUGCGGCGAUUACGGCGUUGAGGAAGUUGGAUUGUGAUGAGGAGGAUGAGGAGGGUGGUAUGUUGAUGGGUUUGAAUUUUGAGGACGAGGAAGAUGAGGAUUAA
Messenger RNA from Pyrenophora tritici-repentis Pt-1C-BFP, 906 nucleotides. RefSeq names its product PcoB, protein involved in copper resistance. Lineage: Eukaryota; Fungi; Ascomycota; Dothideomycetes; Pleosporales; Pleosporaceae. The record is from RefSeq and is a predicted model, not a curated record.